Messenger RNA from Solanum lycopersicum (tomato), 868 nucleotides. RefSeq names its product large ribosomal subunit protein eL20z. The record is from RefSeq and is a predicted model, not a curated record. Lineage: Eukaryota; Viridiplantae; Streptophyta; Magnoliopsida; Solanales; Solanaceae.
CAAUCAAACAUAAAUGUUGAUCCAAAAUUCCCAACUCAAAACUUAGAAAAAUUCAACAAUUAAAUUUUUUCAAAUUCAAUGAGUGAAGAAGGUAAAGAGAGUCAUCAUCACCACCACUUCCUACACCAUCACCACCACGGAGAACACCAUCACCACCACGGAGAACACCAACCGGAGGCGGUGGCGGUACCGGUGCCGCCACCGGAGUAUGGAACUUUUCAAGCAUCUUCUCAACCGGUGAUGGGAUUUCCUCAGCCAGUUCCGCCUCCUGGCGCUAUGGGAGCACCUACGCCUGAAUACUAUGCUCAUGGUUAUCAGGCUGUUCCAGGUUAUACUGCUCCUGAUCCUGAAGGAAGACCCGAGAGACAUCAUCGCCUUCCUUGCUGUGGCAUUGGUCUCGGAUGGUUCUUGUUCAUUAUUGGUUUCCUUCUUGCUGGCAUCCCUUGGUACCUAGCUGCAUUUGUCCUUCUUUGUGCACAAAUUGAUCCUCGAGAGAAACCAGGAUACAUCGUGUCCACCAUUGCUGCUGUUCUUGCUACUUUUGUCCUCGUAUUUGGUUUGUCGAAGGAUUGACUGGAGAGUGGUGAUCAAUCUGUGUGUAUUCAUAUCGGAACCUUAUCUGGCUUUGCUUAAUUUGCAUUCUUUUCAGUAAAAAUUCCAUAUCUUUGAUUCCUUCUUGUAUUCUUAAGAUCUGCUUGUGAAUAGUAAUAUGUGCUUUUAAGAGUAUAUGCGUAAGUAUUACAUUGCUGUGUUCUGUGGUGAGCGGAGUUAUAUGCUCGUGGAAGUAGCAUGUAUCCGAUAUAAUAGUCGAUGUAACUGCAAGUUGAUCACUAUUUUGACUAUAUAAAAUGUGUUUGUUUUGUACAAA